Felis catus (domestic cat) is the source of this 7333-nucleotide messenger RNA. RefSeq lists its product as uncharacterized. Gene Ontology annotation, biological process: virion assembly; DNA integration; proteolysis. Gene Ontology annotation, molecular function: zinc ion binding; aspartic-type endopeptidase activity; nucleic acid binding. NCBI's taxonomy places the organism in Eukaryota, Metazoa, Chordata, Mammalia, Carnivora, Felidae. The transcript has a single exon. The record is from RefSeq and is a predicted model, not a curated record.
UAUGUUUUGUCUCUGAACUGUGAAUUCUGAGGCCGGCCGGCCACCUCAGUAGGAGUGUUGAAGGAGGACAGACGUGUCCUGAACCUUCACACCCCGGCCCCGAGGGACGCCUCGGUGGUGCUUGUAGAGGAGAACUGACAAGUUCGUCAGACUCCCCAAAUCCGAAGGCAGGCCUCCCCUGCCAUCUGAAUCUGAAUACCUGGCCGCGGCUCCUUGGUUGUUGUCUAGUCUGUGUUGUCUGGUCUGUAUCGACAUUGUAGUCAUAUUCGUGUGUGUGUGUGUAAGUGUGCGUGUGUGGACGCGUGGACAGGACGACACAGCCAUGGGACAGACACUGACUACUCCUCUAUCUUUGACUCUGACUCAUUUCUCGGACGUCCAGGCAAGAGCUCGCAAUCUAUCCGUUGAGGUUCGAAAAGGUCGAUGGCGAACUUUUUGUUCAUCGGAGUGACCCACCCUAUCUGUAGGGUGGCCCCGGGACGGGACUUUUGACCUCUUUGUUAUAUUACAGGUUAAGACGAAGGUAAUGGAUCCUGGACCACAAGGUCAUCCAGAUCAAGUGGCCUAUAUCCUCACCUGGGAGGAUCUCAUCCGGAAUCCUCCGGCAUGGGUGAAACCCUUCCUUCCUUCCUGCCCCACUUCUCAGUCUACCCUCCUUCCCCUGAAAACCUCCAAAAACCGAGCCUCAACCCAAACUCCAGAUCCGCCCAAACCGGUUUUUCCCGAUGAGUCCCAAAGGGACCCCCUCCUCCUAGACGCUUUGUCUUCGCCGCCCCACGCCCCCGAAGAGACUUCACCGCCCCACAACCCCCUCUUACUACCUCCACCCUAUAAUUCACCCCCGGCCCCCGUCUCCGUCCUGUCCCCGGUGCCCCCUACUUCCCCUCCUGCCUCCAGUUCCUCCUCCCCCUCCCCAACUUCUUUCCCCGCCUGUACGUCAGCCCCAUCCUCUACUCCAGCCCCACCCGAUCUAACUCCCCAGACCCCACCUCAGACCCCCCGCCUCCGUCUCCGGCGAUCGGACGACCCGAACGGCCCUCCCACUUGGCAAUCUUCCCUGUUUCCUCUCCGGACAGUCAACCGGACUGUCCAAUAUUGGCCAUUUUCUGCAUCCGAUCUCUAUAAUUGGAAAACUCAUAACCCUUCCUUUUCCCAAGAACCCCAGGCCCUAACCUCACUAAUAGAGUCUAUCCUCCUCACACACCAGCCUACCUGGGACGACUGCCAGCAGCUCUUACAGGUCCUUUUGACUACCGAGGAAAGGCAACGAGUUCUCCUGGAGGCCCGGAAAAAUGUGCCGGGGCCUGGAGGUCUUCCAACUCAGCUUCCCAAUGAAAUAGAUGAAGGGUUUCCCCUCACCCGCCCGGACUGGGACUAUGAAACGGCUCCAGGUAGGGAGAGUCUCCGAAUCUAUCGCCAGGCUCUGUUGGCGGGUCUCAAGGGGGCAGGGAAACGGCCCACCAAUUUGGCCAAGGUAAGGACCAUAAUCCAAGGAAAAGAGGAGAGCCCCGCAGCCUUUAUGGAACGGCUUCUAGAGGGGUUUCGGAUGUAUACUCCAUUUAACCCCGAGGCUCCAGAACAUAAGGCUACCGUGGCCAUGUCAUUCAUAGAUCAGGCAGCGUCUGAUAUAAAAGGAAAGCUCCAACGGCUAGAUGGGAUUCAAACCUAUGGGUUGCAGGAACUAGUUAGGGAGGCAGAAAAGGUAUAUAACAAAAGGGAGACCCCAGAGGAAAAGGAGGCUAGGCUAGCAAAAGAGCAGGAAGCACGGGAGGAACGAAGAGAUCGAAAGAGAGAUAAACAUUUAACCAAAAUCCUGGCAGCUGUAGUGACAGAAAACGGAACAGGAAAGUCAGGGGAAACGAAGAGGCGGCCCAAAGUAGGAAAAGACCAGUGCGCCUAUUGCAAAGAACGCGGGCACUGGAUCAAAGACUGCCCUAAGCGCCCCGGGAACUCAAAGAAACCUGCCUCUGUGCUCGCCUUAGGCGAAGAGAGCGAAUAGGGAUGUCAGGGCUCCGGAGCCCCCCCCGAGCCCCGGCUAACCCUAUCUGUAGGGGGGCAUCCCACCACCUUCCUGGUGGACACGGGAGCUCAACACUCGGUCUUAACCAAGGCAAAUGGGCCUCUGUCCUCGCGUACCUCCUGGGUCCAAGGAGCGACAGGAAGAAAAAUUCACAAAUGGACUAACCGCCGCACGGUUGACUUAGGGCAAGGGACGGUGACACACUCCUUUCUGGUGGUACCCGAAUGCCCGUACCCCCUUCUGGGACGAGACCUCCUAACCAAGCUUGGAGCCCAGAUACACUUCUCCGAAACGGGGGCCCAAGUGCUAAACCGGGAUGGCCAGCCUAUCCAAGUCUUAACUGUGUCCUUACAAGACGAACACAGACUUUUUGAAACCCCGGUCACCACUAACCUCCUCGAAGCCUGGCUGCAGGACUUUCCCCAAGCCUGGGCAGAAACGGGAGGGCUCGGUCGAGCCAAAUGCCAAGUCCCAAUCAUAAUUGACCUAAAGCCCACGGCAAUGCCUGUGUCUAUCAGGCAGUAUCCCAUGAGCAAGGAGGCUCAUAUGGGCAUUCAGCCACACAUUACUAGAUUUCUAGAGCUUGGGGUCCUGCGACCUUGCCGCUCACCUUGGAAUACCCCUCUUUUACCAGUAAAAAAACCUGGCACCCGGGACUACAGGCCCGUCCAAGACUUAAGAGAAGUCAACAAAAGGACUAUGGAUAUCCACCCUACGGUCCCCAAUCCCUAUAACUUGCUCAGCACCCUGAGCCCAGACCACACCUGGUACACAGUACUGGACCUAAAAGAUGCGUUCUUUUGCUUACCCUUGGCCCCCCAGAGCCAGGAACUGUUUGCUUUUGAAUGGAGGGACCCUGAAAGAGGAAUUUCAGGCCAAUUAACCUGGACCCGCUUACCCCAAGGGUUCAAAAACUCCCCCACUCUCUUUGAUGAGGCUCUUCACAGGGACCUAACUGACUUCCGGACUCAACAUCCAGAAGUAACUCUACUCCAAUAUGUGGAUGACCUUCUUCUGGCCGCCCCCACAAAAGAAGCCUGCAUACUAGGUACCAGACAUCUGCUCCGGGAAUUAGGAGAAAAAGGAUACCGGGCAUCUGCCAAGAAGGCCCAGAUUUGCCAAACCAAGGUAACCUACCUGGGGUACAUACUGAGUGAGGGGAAAAGAUGGCUCACCCCUGGGCGAAUAGAAACUGUGGCUCGCAUUCCGCCGCCCCAGAACCCCAGAGAGGUACGUGAAUUCCUGGGAACUGCUGGGUUCUGUCGCUUAUGGAUACCUGGGUUCGCUGAGCUAGCCGCCCCCCUCUAUGCCCUCACGAAAGAGAGUGCACCCUUCACCUGGCAGGAAAAACAUCAGUCAGCCUUUGAGGCCCUAAAAGAGGCCCUCCUCUCCGCCCCGGCUCUCGGGUUGCCAGACACCUCCAAGCCCUUUACCCUUUUCAUAGACGAGAAACAAGGAAUUGCCAAAGGAGUUCUAACCCAAAAAUUAGGGCCCUGGAAGAGGCCAGUAGCAUACCUGUCCAAAAAGUUGGACCCUGUGGCAGCGGGGUGGCCCCCAUGUCUUCGUAUCAUGGCAGCCACUGCUAUGCUGGUCAAGGACUCUGCCAAAUUAACCCUUGGACAGCCACUAACUGUUAUCACCCCGCAUGCUUUAGAGGCCAUAGUGCGGCAGCCACCGGACCGAUGGAUAACCAACGCACGCCUAACCCACUACCAGGCCCUCCUACUGGACACAGACCGCGUCCAAUUUGGACCUCCGGUUACCUUGAACCCUGCCACGUUGCUACCGGCACCGGAAGACCAACAGAGCGCACACGAUUGCCGGCAAGUACUGGCUGAGACCCAUGGGACACGGGAAGACCUUAAAGAUCAAGAGCUCCCAGAUGCGGAUCACUCUUGGUAUACGGACGGGAGCAGUUACAUCGACUCAGGUACCCGGAGGGCGGGAGCGGCGGUAGUAGAUGGCCACCACAUCAUAUGGGCACAAUCACUACCUCCUGGCACGUCUGCACAAAAGGCCGAGCUGAUAGCGCUCACCAAGGCCCUAGAACUAUCCGAAGGGAAAAAGGCUAACAUAUACACAGAUAGCCGAUAUGCCUUUGCAACGGCUCAUACACAUGGGAGUAUUUAUGAAAGAAGGGGCCUACUAACCUCAGAAGGAAAAGAAAUUAAAAACAAAGCUGAAAUCAUUGCAUUAUUAAAGGCCCUUUUUCUUCCCCGAAAAGUAGCCAUAAUUCAUUGCCCCGGGCAUCAGAAAGGACAAGACCCAAUUGCAACAGGAAAUAGACAGGCAGACCAAGUAGCCAGGCAAGUCGCUGUGGCAGAAACGUUGACUUUGACCACAAAACUUGAAGAAACCAAUCUUACGACCAACAAAUAUGCUUACACCCCAGAAGACCAGGAAGAGGCAAAGGCCAUAGGGGCUAUACUGAAUCAGGACACUAAAGACUGGGAAAAAGAAGGAAAGAUAGUCCUUCCCCGAAAGGAAGCCCUGGCAAUGAUCCAACAAAUGCACGCCUGGACACAUUUAAGUAAUCAGAAGCUGAAGUUACUGAUUAAAAAAACUGACUUCUUAAUCCCUAAGGCAGGCACCCUCAUAGAACAGGUAACCUCCGCCUGUAAGGUCUGUCAACAGGUAAACGCUGGGGCUACCCGAGUGCCGGAAGGAAAACGGACUCGUGGUAACCGCCCAGGAGUCUAUUGGGAAAUAGACUUUACUGAAGUAAAGCCUCACCAUGCGGGGUAUAAGUACCUAUUAGUGUUUGUAGACACCUUUUCAGGAUGGGUAGAAGCCUACCCCACCCGACAAGAAACGGCACACGUGGUAGCCAAGAAGAUUUUAGAAGAAAUCUUCCCCAGAUUUGGACUUCCCAAGGUAAUCGGGUCAGAUAACGGGCCGGCCUUCGUUUCCCAGGUAAGUCAUGGGCUCGCCAGGACACUGGGGAUUAAUUGGAAAUUACACUGUGCAUAUAGGCCCCAGAGCUCAGGACAGGUAGAAAGAAUGAAUAGAACAAUAAAAGAGACCCUUACUAAAUUGACCUUAGAGACUGGCUUAAAAGAUUGGAGACGCCUCCUAUCUCUGGCUUUGUUAAGAGCCAGAAAUACGCCCAACCGUUUCGGGCUCACCCCGUAUGAAAUCCUUUAUGGGGGACCCCCCCCUUUGUCAACCUUGCUCAAUUCCUUCUCCCCCUCCGAUCCUAAGACUGAUUUACAAGCCCGACUAAAAGGGCUGCAAGCGGUGCAGGCCCAAAUCUGGACACCCCUGGCCGAACUGUACCGGCCAGGACAUCCACAAACUAGCCACCCAUUUCAGGUAGGAGACUCCGUGUACGUCCGGCGGCACCGCUCUCAAGGAUUGGAGCCUCGUUGGAAGGGACCUUACAUCGUCCUGCUGACCACGCCCACCGCCAUAAAGGUUGACGGGAUCGCCGCCUGGAUUCACGCAUCGCACGCCAAGGCAGCCCCAAGAACCCCUGGACCGAAAGCUCCCAAAACCUGGAAGCUCCACCGUUCGGAGAACCCUCUUAAGAUAAGACUCUCCCGUGUCUGACUGUUAAUCCACCCUGUCCCUGCACAAACCCAAAAUGAAACCCCCAGCGGGAAUGGUCUUUCUGUGGGUCCUCACAAGCUUGGGGGCGGGAAUUGGAGCUAAAAUUGUCAAAGAGGGGAACCCACAUCAGGUUUAUACCUUGACUUGGCAAAUCUACUCCCAGAGCGGGGAAGUUGUCUGGGAGGUCCAAGGUAACCAUGCGCUUAAUACUUGGUGGCCCCCACUUACCCCUGAUUUUUGCCAGCUGGCAGCUGGAUUAGACACUUGGGAUAUCCCAGCUAGAAGCCCCAAGAACCUGCAGUCCUACAUGGGGACUCCGAUGGUACCUACCGGGAAAAGAUAGGGGGAUUGUUCUAAAAAUCAAAUUAAAAAUAGAUACAAUCACCCAAACCGUAGGUCCCAACCUAGUAUUGGCCGAUCAAAAAGCUCCGGUCCAGCUAGCCAUCCCAGUCCAGCCACCAAGGGCCCCAACUCAGACACCGGGAAUUAACCCUGUUAAUUCCACUCUAAGCCCCAGUCUAGGAUACCCGACCCCCCCCUCUCGACCGGGCACAGGAGAUAGGCUCCUAAACCUUGUACAAGGGGUAUACUUAACUCUCAACCUUACGGCCCCAAAUCAAACUCAGGACUGUUGGCUCUGCCUAACGGCUAAACCCCCUUACUAUCAGGGAGUUGCUAUAAUUGGGAACUUUACUAACCAUACGAAUGCCCCACUGAGAUGUAGCACUACACCUCGACAUGGCCUCACUUUAACUGAAGUCACCGGUCAUGGCCUAUGUAUUGGGAAAAUUCCACCCUCACACCAGAAUCUCUGUAGUCAGACCAUACCAUCUGUCGGGCAGGGUCCCUAUUAUUUGACCGCUCCCAACGGAACGUACUGGGUCUGUAACACCGGACUCACGCCAUGCAUCUCGCUCCAGGUACUCAAUAAUACUGCCGACUAUUGCAUCCUAAUUGAACUUUGGCCAAAAAUCUUCUACCAUGACUCAGAAUAUAUUUAUGGCCACUACGAACCCGGCGGCAGAUUCCGGAGAGAACCAGUUUCCCUCACCGUAGCACUGCUCCUAGGGGGAUUAACUAUGGGAAGUUUAGCAGCUGGCAUAGGGACAGGCACCGCAGCUCUCAUAGAAACUAAUCAGUUCAAGCAGUUACAAAUCGCUAUGCAUUCUGACAUACAGGCACUAGAAGAAUCCAUCUCGGCACUAGAAAGAUCCCUAACCUCCCUCUCAGAAGUGGUUUUACAAAAUCGGAGGGGACUUGACCUGUUGUUCUUACAAGAAGGCGGGUUAUGUGCUGCCCUCAAAGAAGAGUGCUGCUUCUAUGCUGAUCACACAGGAAUAGUGAGAGACAGCAUGGCCAAGCUGAGGGAGAGACUCAAACAAAGACAAAAGCUGUUCGAAUCUCAGCAAGGCUGGUUUGAGGGGUGGUAUAACAAAUCCCCCUGGUUUACCACUCUAGUCUCCUCCCUCAUGGGCCCUUUAAUACUCCUACUAUUAAUACUGAUGUUCGGACCUUGCAUCCUCAACCGCUUGGUACAAUUCAUAAGAGAAAGACUCUCUGUCAUCCAGGCCUUGGUCCUAACUCAACAGUACCACCAACUAAGACAAUUUGACGCAGAAAGGCCAGAUACAAUCGAAUGAAAGGUUUCAUUCGACGCCAAAAGAAAAUGGGGGAAUGAAAGACCCCUGCUUAGCUUAAUAACACACCCCCACCCUAUCUUCAGUUCCGUAACGCCUCACUUGCAGGGCUUGCACUUCCACCAGU